Messenger RNA from Anopheles bellator, 2113 nucleotides. Its product is annotated as zinc finger protein 30 homolog. NCBI's taxonomy places the organism in Eukaryota, Metazoa, Arthropoda, Insecta, Diptera, Culicidae. Gene Ontology annotation, molecular function: DNA-binding transcription factor activity; RNA polymerase II cis-regulatory region sequence-specific DNA binding. Gene Ontology annotation, biological process: regulation of transcription by RNA polymerase II. The record is from RefSeq and is a predicted model, not a curated record. The transcript has 4 exons. Bases 80 to 2113 code for a protein of 677 amino acids.
GACAGAAUGACAGGAUGUAAACAAAAAAGUGCAAUCUGUUGUGUUUUGUGUUUCACGUUGCUAAAUAAUUUUGUUUGAAAUGGAAGAAAUAGAUCACACUUGCCUGGAAAAGUCGCAAACAUUUGCGGAGGCCGCAGGCAAGCUGGAAUUGAACAAGGCGCUCGCCAUAUGCAAAUUCUGUGGCAAAACAUUUAAGUUUCACGCAAUGCUCCGACAGCACGAAAAGAUCCAUUUCGGUGUCAAACAGUUCGAAUGCGAGAUCUGUGGUCGCCGCUUUCUUCAUAAAGGCACACUAAAAUGUCACCUGCGAAUGCAUACCGGCGAAACACCAUAUAAAUGCCCACACUGUCCACUGGCUUUCCGCGGACAGACCGCCCUGAAUUGCCAUGUUUUCCGGCACACCAAGAUGGGAGUAAAGUGUUCGGAAUGCUCAAAGAUUUUUGCAACAAACUCUAUUGUUAAGCAACACAUCAAACAGGUUCACAGCGCGACUCGAUCGCACGUUUGCAACAUCUGUGGAAUUACUUACAAGUACUUGAAAAGCUUAAAGUUGCAUCUUCAGAAUCACGAGAAACGCGUUUGUCCCGAGUGCGACACUGUGUUUUCCAGUGUUUACGCAAUGCUAAGGCACCGUAAAGGUCAUGUGAAAGAAAGUACCCCAUUUCAAUGUGCAUUCUGCAAUCGCAGCUUUAAGCAGAAAGCCGAUCUUAAAUCGCAUGAUAGAUUGCGCGGACGAGCCUUUCAGUGCGAUAUUUGUUGCCACAGUUUCAACAAACAGAUGUUUCUAACAAACCACAAACGCCGCGUCCACUGGCAACAACUGGGUUUAGAACAAUUGAAAAUAGCACAGCCAAAGCAAGGUUGGAAUCGUAAAGGUGUUCCAAAACCAAAGCACCGUGAAUCGACGACUUACACCGAUGGCGCGGGGAUCAAAAACGGCUCGAUCAAGGGAUCUCUGACCCACUCGACAGUUCUCGAUACUGACCACAUUGGGACCAAUUUUUACGAUGAUGAGCUAUCAGUGUCCAGGAAGCAAAAUGUUAGAAACCUUACGGAUGCGUCUGUGACAACUGAAGAAACAACCACAGUCUGUGAGUUGGGAAUAAUGGACGAUGAAAAAAAUGCUGCUAUGAAGCAUUUUGAAAGUGCAUUCGCAACGAACGAGACAUUAAGUGGACGUGAUAACGAUGUAUCGGAAAAGUUGCUCGAUAGGUCACACGACAGCCCAUCUUCAACACUCCCCACCACCUCAGAACCUCUAACCAAUCAACGGGAUAAGACUCGCCGCAAACCGAAAACUGAACAAGAGCCUUUAAUUUGUGAGAUGUGCGGAAAACGGUACGCUUCUGCCACUACACUCGCUGUCCAUCGUGCAAACCGGCACCACUCUCAGCGCUUCCCUUGUGACAAGUGUGAAAGAUCCUUUGGAUAUCGCUGUUACCUGGAGCAGCAUAUCCGGAUGCAACACCAAAACGAGCUGAUAGUUUGCAAACUGUGCACGAAGAGGUUCAAAUAUGUGCAAGAUUUUAAAGUGCACAUGAAACACCACGAUGACGACAAACCCUUCAAAUGUGAUCAAUGCACGUCUACGUUUCGAUUUCCGAGUGCUCUGCGAAGUCACCGCUUGCUUCACAGCGACGAGUGGCCGUUCCAGUGUGACUGUGGCAAGCGAUUUCGCUUUGAGAACAGUUUACGCGUACACAAACGAUUGCAUGGGGGAGAAAAACUGUUUGCAUGUUCAGUUUGUGACCGUAAAUUUGCUACCAAGGCACCAAUGUUGCGGCACAUGCAUAAUGUGCAUAAAAAUGGCAAACAAAUGAGCUGUGCGGUAUGCAACGUUGUGUUUUAUAAAAAGGUAGAUUUGGUGGUUCACCAAAGCAAGGAGCAUCCCAAUCACGUUUUGGUCGGCAAAGUGUCACGGGUUUAUAGCUGCGAACAUUGUGGUAAAGAGUUUAUCAAGAAAAGCAACUUGAAAACACAUUCCUACAUCCACGAGGAUAUUUAUAGAUAUAGCUGCAAAGUGUGCCUUGAAAAUUUUAAACAAUAUGCCGGUCUGCGGAACCACAUGAUAAGCACACAUCGACAAACAAAAGGGACGGAGAAGCCCGACUAG